Molecule: messenger RNA, 1982 nt
Organism: Hyla sarda
Lineage: Eukaryota; Metazoa; Chordata; Amphibia; Anura; Hylidae
Gene: FAM124B
Product: family with sequence similarity 124 member B
Exons: 4
Coding region: 260-1504 (414 amino acids)
Cellular component (GO): nucleoplasm
Source: RefSeq, a predicted model, not a curated record
UAAAGCCAAGAAUCUGCAGAACAGUAUGAAAACUUCCCACCGGGACUGUAUGGAAUGAACCGCCAUCAUGAAUAGUAUAUGCCUUUUCAAAACUACGUGAACUGCUGAUACAGAGACAUUGUGACUCGUUUUACCACAAGCUAAAAGCAAAUAAAACAGUACAAAGGGUUAAAUGCAACAUUGAUAACUAAGGAUCAUGGAGAACAACUCAGCAAAGAGAAGAUAUUACCGACAAACACUGUCACCUGAAAGCAUUUAAAUGGAUGGCACGCACACGGGCCUGCCUGUCACUAUUCACCUUCUUGCCAACCCAGGUGACUCUACAGUAUUUCGGCAAGCAGUAAAGCAUAUUCUUCAGGGACUGUGUCUAGAUUCUAAACUCUUUCUGGUGUCCGAACGAGCUGCCCCAAUCCAAUGCUAUGAAUAUCAAAAGAGAAGAUUUGAAUUUCCAGGAAUUUCUGUAUUACUCUUUCUCCGAGAAGACCUAGGUGAAGAAAGGAUAUCUCUUCUGCAAAGCUUUUUCCAACUACCCCCAUGGGAUCAUGUCAACACGGGGUUUGGCCAAGGAUCUUCACAAUCAUCAUGUCAGACUAGGGAUGACUUUUACUGUCUAGAUGUGCACAUGCCUGUGUGGGGAAUAAGACAGGUUCACUAUGGCGCAGAGAUCUUGAGAAUUACCCUAUAUUGUGAUUUUGAUAACUAUGAGGAUGCAGUAAGACUUUAUGAAAUGAUUCUGGGAAUGGAGGCAACCAGCCAAAAGAUUGGAUUCUGCUUCUUCACCUUGCAUUCUACUAAGCACACUUCCAUACAGUUCUCCUUAAAACAGAUGCCCCCUGGUGUGUGCGCACAAGUAAAACAUGCCUGUGCUCUGCAGUUUAACAUUCAAGCAAUAGGGCAACUGGUUCCCCUGCUGCCAUACCCUUGUGUGCCAAUCAGUGACACUCGAUGGCAAACUCAAGACUACGAUGGAAACAAAAUCUUGCUUUUGGUGACUGGCGGUGGCACCACAGUUUCACAAAAUGAUGGCAAAUUUGACAAAUCGAAUGCAGAGUGUCCGUCAAGUUCUUUCACUGCUCAGUCAUCAUUCACACAGCCAACACAAACUAUGCACUCCGAGGACAAGAUUGUCCCAGGAAACCAGGUUUUUAAAAAGAAUUUGAAUGCAUCAGAACAAAGACAAAAUGUGUGCAGUAUUACUGAUAACAAUCUACCAAAACUUAUGCCAAGACCCUAUCUACACCCAGACGAGACAGAGACCAAUGUAGAUACUGGCCACAGGGUUAUAAAUAUGACCCACCAGCUGCAUUCUAUUUACAGGAUGUCAAGGGAUCUACAAAAUAUUCCACAAUAUAAACCGAAUCAAGAUUUACCCUGCAAGCAAGGAGACUCUAGUUGCCAUCUGGCUGUCAAAGAAAACAAAGGAGCUGACAUUAAAACCAAAAUAUUUCCUUCUCAGCGACUCCAUAGUAAUAGCAAGGAGCUCAUCGAGGAAUUUUUCAUUUAAUGUCGCCAACGCUGCAUCUAUUCACCUUCUUUUAGAAGAAUAUCAUUUAUUUUCCCAAUGGGACUUUUAACAUUCAAUAAGGGCAACCAUUAUUUAAUUUGAUUAAAAACUGUGUCAGGUUUACACCUCUUAGGGUCUAUUCACAUGUACAGUUUUCUGUGCAGAUUUAAUGCGCAGGAUUUCAAGCUGUGUUCAGUCAUUCAGUUUACAUUGAAAUCUGCAGCAGAAAAUCCUGCGCAUCAAAUCUGCGCCCAAUAUUGUAUGCAUGAAUAGACCCUUAAAGGGAUUUUAUGGCAGUAAUAAAGGGUCAUCGUUUAAUAGUUUACAAACAAUAGAUAUCAGAGCGGCACUGCCAUUGCAUAGAUAACUGAUAGUAAAUGUUUCUGGAUAAAGGAUACACAGUGCAGGUACUUGGGCAAUACUUGUCUAACUGUGGUGCUAGGACAUUAAGCAUAGAGAACAAUCAGAAAUAAAUCGC